This is a messenger RNA of Synchiropus splendidus (mandarinfish), 1865 nucleotides long. RefSeq names its product gastrula zinc finger protein XlCGF8.2DB-like. The transcript is spliced from 2 exons. Lineage: Eukaryota; Metazoa; Chordata; Actinopteri; Syngnathiformes; Callionymidae. Bases 128 to 1192 code for a protein of 354 amino acids. The record is from RefSeq and is a predicted model, not a curated record.
GCAGGUUCAUCUGGUGGAUGAAGCUGCCCAGUGUUUGAAAGAUUCCUACUAGCAGCUGCUGCCGAGUUUCCACGACAUAUUCAUCGGUUAUAAACGAGAGACGUAAGGACAAACAAUCCCGCUGGAGAUGGAGACCGAGAGAGCAGGAGCUGGUGGAGAGGUUGCGAGUGGAACAGAACCAGCUGGCGACUUGGAUGCACCUCUCGAUCCUGACCACCAGGUGUCAUUGUCUUCUGAUUCAGACACUGAUGACAGUGAAGACUGGAGAGAGACCACUAACUUUCAGUCAGAUUCCAACUCUGUAGAAGAGCCGGACGUUGAUGUUAGAGAGAAGACGGAUGAUGCUGAUGACAAAUCACUGAUCUGCUCCGGAAGUGGAGAGAAAUGCAUCACAAUGAUUCUCACACGACACAGGAAAUCCUGUCAAGAAUCUUUGACUUGUUCGCUUUGUGGAAACCAUUUUGAAACGAGAAAAAAACUGGGGAACCACAUGAAAAUUCACUCUGAAGGAAAAUCUCUCACCUGCUCUCAUUGUGGAAAAGCUUUUUCACAUAAAGGCAACCUGAAUAGUCACAUGAGCAUUCACUCUGGAGAAAAACCUUUCACCUGUUCUGAGUGUGGCAAACGUUUUUUAAGGAAAAACGAAUUGAAGAAUCACAUGAGAGUUCACACUGGUGAAAAACCUUUUAUCUGCUCCCACUGUGGAAAAUGUUUUUCCAAAUCGGAACCGCUCAUAAGGCACAUUAGAAUUCAUACAAAAGAAAAACCUUUUAUAUGCACCUUGUGUGGUAAAUGUUUUACACAAUCAAGUACCCUGAAUAAGCACAUCAGAGUUCACACUGGUCAAAAGCCAUUCAGUUGCUCUUGGUGUGGAAAGUGUUUUUCCGAGAAAUGUCAACUGAAGAAUCACAUGAGCGUCCACACUGGUAUAAAACCUCUCAUCUGCUCUGAGUGUGGCCGAUUCUUUGCUCGGCAAGACAACCUGAUGAGGCACAUGAGAAUUCACUCUGGAGAAAAACCUUUCAUCUGCUCCCAGUGUGGAAAGUGUUUUUCGCAGAGAGGCCACCUCAAUGGCCACAUGAGAGUUCACUCUGGAGAAAAACCUUUCAUCUGUUCCCAGUGUGGAAAAUGUUUUUCACGGAAAAGUAACCUAACCGAUCACAUGAAGGUUCACACUGAGAACGAGAAUUGAUAAGAUUCUAACUAUUCCAAAUGCAUAAUCAGCUUGUCUUCUGCAACUCGCUCUCUGGCUCUGUUCUUUGCCGCUCUUGACUUUGUUAUUCAUUUUUGACUUUAUUGUUCCCUGCUCCUGCACUUGGGGAUGUAGCUCAGUGGUAGAGCGCAUGCUUAGCAUGUAUGAGGUCCUGGGUUCAAUCCCCAGCAUCUCCACUCUAUAUUAUUAGUGCCAACCUUUUCCAUCACUCUCCUUCAUGGCUCAGUAUACGCUGAUUACUAUCCUCCUGCAUUGUUUCCUGUUGAUGCUGGAUGAAUCCUUGGGAGACCAAACCAAAUUUACAACCUAAUACAUUUCUCUUAACGCAGCCAAGGUGUGUUGACCAUUUCAGCCGCUUGAUGGCAACAGUGCAUAUUUGCAUUAACUAUGCCAACCUGUCUCCUUCGUGGUGCUGCCCAAUGUCUGAAAAGAUCCUCCUGCUUAGUUUGUUGUUGAUAAUAACUGAUCCAUGUUGUAAUGUCUAAGUAAGGACACAGUAGCUAUGUGGAAUGAGAUAUGGUCAUUUAACCCCCACACCCUAUGUGGGUGAUCAUUUAUGUAUUUUCUUUUUUUUGUACCUGGGGAAGAAGGUCAGGGGCCAGCAAGGAGCAGAUACUGUAGCCAUUUGAAAUAAUGUCAAUGUGAAAUUGAG